Messenger RNA from Ziziphus jujuba (common jujube), 1337 nucleotides. RefSeq names its product protein SRG1. NCBI's taxonomy places the organism in Eukaryota, Viridiplantae, Streptophyta, Magnoliopsida, Rosales, Rhamnaceae. The transcript has 4 exons. The record is from RefSeq and is a predicted model, not a curated record. The coding region runs from base 134 to 1177 and encodes 347 amino acids.
UACGUCAAGAGCCUUUUUGUCCUCACAUACCACCCAAAAUUUCAGUUGAUAUUUUGAACCCCUAUUAGAUUCACCAGAACCCAAUAUCAUAAACCCAACAUUUCAUUUCCAGGUGCCUGAAACUGCCACUCAGAUGGAGCUCGAAGUAGUUUCCAAAACUGUCCAAGAGCUGGCCUCUGGAGAACAAGUGCCUGAAAGAUAUAUUCAGAGAGACGGCGAUGGGGGAUUUUUGAUUGAUGCUUUUCCGAUCAUGGACAUUCCAACUAUUGAUCUUGGCCUUCUUCUUUUGAAUUCUUCAGAUGCAGCACAACAACUUGAGAAACUUCGAUCAGCUCUCAACACUUGGGGUUGCAUUCAGGUAAUAAACCAUGGUAUGACACCUGAAUUCCUAGAUGAAGUUCGUGAGGUUACAAAACAAUUCUUUCAACUUCCAGUGAGAGAGAAGCAGAAAUACUCCAGAGAAGUUAAUGAUAUUGAAGGCUAUGGGAAUGACAUGGUUCUUUUAGAGCAACAGAAACUCGAUUGGACUGACAGACUAUACCUCACCAUAUAUCCAGAAGACCAACGUAAGCUCAAAUUUUGGCCUGAAAAUCCCCAAUAUUUUAGUGGAAUUUUGCAGGAAUUUACCCUGAAAUCAAAAUCAGUAAGUAAACUUGUCCUUAAGGCUUUAGCACGGUCAUUGAACUUGGAGGAUAACUGCUUCCUGGAACAGUAUGGAGAAAAAGCGAAAAUGGAUGCAAGAUUCAACUUCUAUCCCCGAUCUUCGAGGCCUGACCUUGUUCUCGGCGUCAAACCACAUGCAGAUGGAUCAGCAAUCACCAUUCUCUUGCAAGACAAAAAUGUCGAAGGUCUUCAAGUUCUGAAAGACAACCAGUGGUACAGAGCUCCAAUCAUUCCUGAGGCUCUUUUCAUUAAUGUUGGUGAUCAAGUAGAGAUAUCAAGUAAUGGAAUGUUCAAGAGCCCAGUACAUAGGGUAUUGACAAAUUCAGAAAGAAACAGGAUUUCUAUUGCAGUGUUCUAUCUUCCAGAAUCAGAUAGAGAGAUUGAACCUAUUGAAGGACUGGUCACCAAGUCGAGGCCCAGAUUAUACAAAAUGGUUAAAAGUUAUGUUGAUUUAUUUUUCGAAAACUAUCAGCAGGGGAAGAGACCAAUUGAUUCAGUAAAACUUCAAGUAUAAUUGCAUGCAUAUUCUAAAAUAACGGUUUGUGAAAGUUAAAAAGCAUGUAUUAUUGGACUGAUAUCCAGUAUUUUAUUGAAUAGGAUAAAUAAAAUAUGGACAAAAUUAUUUGUUCUGAAAGGAAAUAGCAUUUUCUUCAUUCUGCCCUCACGUGGGCAUC